GUAUUUCAUCUCAUCAAGAAAAUACCAAGUGGCAAACCCCUAUCAACACAUCUGGCAACACUUCAGACGCACUUUUUGAAUUCAAAAAAGGCAACACCCGAUCCAAACCAUACUCACGAACAAGCAAAUCACUCACGCGCUCCCAGGCAAAAAAAAUCAAACGCACUCAUACAACAGAAAUGGAAAUUUCCUCUGAUAACAAUGA
This is a messenger RNA of Ambispora gerdemannii, 205 nucleotides long. Lineage: Eukaryota; Fungi; Glomeromycota; Glomeromycetes; Archaeosporales; Ambisporaceae. The record is from the annotation of a GenBank genome assembly.